UAUGCGAUAAUACUGUAAAGCUUUCAUUCAAUUUUCAAUAAGGUUGUGUUGAAGGAAACAUUGUUAAAACAUGAAUUUGAACUUGUUAAAUAUAAUCGUCUGUGGACUUACCGUUUUAAAAAAAUAAUAAUAUCAGCUAGUGUAUGGACAAUUCUAUAUUAUAGAAGUACACGAGAUACAGCAUGGAGUUAAAACCUUCAGAAAUUUAUUUCUCGCAGGAUUCCAUUAACAAUGUUUUUGGCAAAAGAUGUCGGCAUAGUUACCACCUCAUUGGAGAAAGUUUGGAUGCGAUUUGUGAAAACAGGUGCAAUAUUCAUUCUAUCCCGACGAUAUCUGUCAUGAAAAAGAACGGAAGAUGGAUAACUUCCGACAAUCGCCGAUUGUGGGUCUUUCGACAGCUUGAACGUCUUGGAAAAUGCAAAACUGUACCCGUCCACACCACUGACCACAUACCCGCGGGGAAGAUGACGGCACUUAAUAGCGGCGACUCAGUACGCGUGCGCGGAAAUCCUGGUGGAAGGUGGCAUCUGAAACCCAAACCCAAACCGGUUAUAAACCAACAGUUUACAUCAUACUCACGUCCAUCGAGUGACAUACACACGCCCUUACUGAAUAGAUCAUAUCUUCGUGAGCAUGAAAGGAAUUCGACACCUUGUACAAUUCGACCAUAUCCUCCACCUGCCAUAUAUGGCUACACUACUCCCGUAUCUGAACCGGUUAUAAACCAACAGUAUACAUCAAACUCACAUCCAUCGUGUGACAUACACACGCCCUUACUGAAUAGAUCAUAUCUUCGUGAACAUAAAAUGAAUUCGACACCUUGUACAGUUCGACCAAAGACUACACCUGCCAUAUAUGGCUACACCAGUCCCGUAUCUGAACCGGUUAUAAACCAACAGUAUACAUCAAACUCACGUCCAUCGUGUGACAUACACACGCCCUUACUGAAUAGAUCAUAUCUUCGUGAACAUAAAAGGAAUUCGACACCUUGUACAGUUCGACCAAAGACUACACCUGCCAUAUAUGGCUACACCAGUCCCGUAUCUGAACCGGUUAUAAACCAACAGUAUACAUCAAACUCACGUCCAUCGUGUGACAUACACACGCCCUUACUGAAUAGAUCAUAUCUUCGUGAACAUAAAAGGAAUUCGACACCUUGUACAGUUCGACCAAAGACUACACCUGCCAUAUAUGGCUACACCAGUCCCGUAUCUGAACCGGUUAUAAACCAACAGUAUACAUCAAACUCACGUCCAUCGUGUGACAUACACACGCCCUUACUGAAUAGAUCAUAUCUUCGUGAACAUAAAAGGAAUUCGACACCUUGUACAGUUCGACCAAAGACUACACCUGCCAUAUAUGGCUACACCAGUCCCGUAUCUGAACCGGUUAUAAACCAACAGUAUACAUCAAACUCACGUCCAUCGUGUGACAUACACACGCCCUUACUGAAUAGAUCAUAUCUUCGUGAACAUAAAAGGAAUUCGACACCUUGUACAGUUCGACCAAAGACUACACCUGCCAUAUAUGGCUACACCAGUCCCGUAUCUGAACCGGUUAUAAACCAACAGUAUACAUCAAACUCACGUCCAUCGAGUGACAUACACACGCCUUUACUGAAUAGAUAAUAUCUUUGUGACUAUGAAAGGAAUUCGACACCUUGUACAGUUCCACCAAAGCCUACACCUGCUACAUAUGACUACACUUCUCCCGUAUCUGAGACGGUUAUAAACCAACAGUUUACUUCAUACUCACGUCCAUCGAGUGACAUACACACGCCUUUACUGAAUGGAUCAUAUCUUCGUGAACAUGAAAGGAAUUCGACACCUUGUACAGUUAGACCAAAACCUACACCUGCCAUGUAUAGCCACACUACUCCCGAACCGGUUAUAAACCAACAGUAUACAUCAUACUCACGGCCAUCGAGUGACAUACACACGCCCUUACUGAAUAGAACAUAUCUUCGUGAACAUGAAAGGAAUUCGACACCGCAUACAUAUCACUACCCUACUCCCACAUCUGACUACUCACCACGAAGGGAGAUAAAUGAUGAUAAUACACAGUAUAGGCCUGCUCAAACGGAACAAAAGAAGAUAGAUUGUUGUACGAUUUUAUAAAGUAGGGUAUGUUUGAGAGACUCGAGCAUAUCUGUAAAUGUACAUGUCAUUUCUUGUUCCAAUGUUUAAAAUGUUUCAUACCAAAAAUCCCACUAUCACAAGGUGUAAAUACAUCUUGGUUUACAAGUUUGUACAAACUUUAUCAGAAUGUUCUGAAACAUGUCAUUUGCAAUGUGAAAAUGUAAUUUGGCAUAUAGUAUACCACAUGUAUUUCAAUUGCACAUCCAUUGCUUUUAGUCGCGCAUACAACAUAGAUUUCGUAAAGAAGUAUCGAUAAAAAACAGCAUUUUUGUACUUGAAAUGGUACUUUUAAUAAUGUUUAGUGUGCUUUAUCAUGUUUUGUUUUUUAAUA
Mya arenaria is the source of this 2469-nucleotide messenger RNA. RefSeq lists its product as uncharacterized. NCBI's taxonomy places the organism in Eukaryota, Metazoa, Mollusca, Bivalvia, Myida, Myidae. The record is from RefSeq and is a predicted model, not a curated record. The coding region runs from base 183 to 1628 and encodes 481 amino acids. The transcript is spliced from 2 exons.